UAUAAAUAAAAAAACAAAUCAGAGUUUGUUGGUAUGUUGAAUGUAGCUUGUGAUUAACGCGGAACUUGUUAUCAUGAAUGAGUAAUUUAUGUUGGGGACAAUACUGCUUGAAUAGGUUUUGAAGUACACGUGUUUUUGUGUUAACGACAGAGAACUGGCGUUUUAUCUACACGCGCUGUUAUCCAUAGUUAAUAAUUUGUGUCUGAAUGGAUCAAACGUGUCAAAGAUGAAAUGUGUGAUUUCAUUAAUGUUACUUAGAAUGUUCUGUAAGUUAUGGCAACCGACAUCAGUGAUAUUGUAAAACAAGGCUAUCUCAGAAUUCGAAGUCGUAAGCUUGGUCUGUGGCAGAGAAGAUGGAUUGUACUAAGGCGAGCAUCAAGUAAAGCACCCUGCAGACUGGAAAAAUAUAUUGAUGAAAAAGCUGCUCGCUCUGUUACUGGCCAUAAAAUAGCUCUUCUUACAUCUGUAAGCACAGUAUGUAGAGUUCCAAGCAGUGUAAAGAAACAUGCUUUUACGAUCUGUUUUCUGGAUUGUACCACAAAAUGUUUUGCAUGUGAUUCUGAUAUGGAGGCAGACACAUGGGUAAAGCUUCUUGUUCAAGAAUCACUAGUUCCACAGCCUGGAUUUGCCACUGGUGAACCUGAUGUAUUAAGUCCUGGCAUCCAGAAAGAAUUACAAG
Messenger RNA from Stegodyphus dumicola, 679 nucleotides. RefSeq names its product docking protein 5-like. Gene Ontology annotation, biological process: cell surface receptor protein tyrosine kinase signaling pathway. Gene Ontology annotation, cellular component: cytoplasm. NCBI's taxonomy places the organism in Eukaryota, Metazoa, Arthropoda, Arachnida, Araneae, Eresidae. The record is from RefSeq and is a predicted model, not a curated record.